This is a messenger RNA of Aphanomyces invadans, 3021 nucleotides long. RefSeq lists its product as hypothetical. The transcript has a single exon. The record is from RefSeq and is a predicted model, not a curated record. Gene Ontology annotation, cellular component: nucleus. The coding region runs from base 87 to 2927 and encodes 946 amino acids. NCBI's taxonomy places the organism in Eukaryota, Oomycota, Saprolegniomycetes, Saprolegniales, Verrucalvaceae. Gene Ontology annotation, molecular function: poly(A) RNA polymerase activity; RNA binding.
CACAUUUCGGCACGCGUUGCACAGCCCCGCCAGACUCCACCGCCGCCGCCGCCGUACCUCGUUGUCCCCCGUCGAAUUUGCCAGACAUGUUUACGUGGGGAAAGUCAUCUGCCGCCAAGACACAAUCGCUCGAGGUUGCGCGCAUCAAUGCGAUCUCGGACGACGAAGACGCAUGGCCAAAGUUGUCGUCGGGACGCCACACUGGCGCAUCCAAGAAGCGAACAGCAACGUCCAGGCGAAAGAGAGGCGAUGACAGCGACUUCUUCUUACCAUUGACUCCACCAAGCAUGCCAGCCAUCCCCACGCCUGCUGCUCCGUCGACGCAAGCAAACGUGCCGUCGAACAACGUUCCCAUCACUAUUACCACACCCAACUCUGUCUGGUCCGAACGAAAGCAGUGGAAAGGCGAAAUCGACAUUUCUCAUGGGAGUCCCAUCCAGCCGCAAAGCGGAGAUAAACUCCCUCGUCAUGAAUGCUCACAUCGAAUACGAAGGGCCAUGCCGGACGACGCGUCAGUUUUGAAACCCGGCGCUCAAGUUCCGUCGACACCGCCGUUGUCUCCUUCAAGCGCACAAGUUGACGCUUCUGGGUCGCCAAACUCCCAUGCCCAACCGCGCGACCGCUUCUGGAACAUGGAGCUACAUGAGACCGCACCCAAUGCAACGAAACGUCGGGAAUCGCGAUCGAUGAGUCUCCCAGGAUGGCUUCCGACGGAGCCAUUCCAGUCUGAACUGCAAGAGAAAACCUUGAUCAAGCCUCGAUUAUUUGACUGCUCAUCUUUGGACGACGACUUGGACGAUGUGUGCAGCAACGGGUCCUCCGACACCACCGCCCUCUCGAGCUACAACUCGAGUCCACGCAUCCACAGCAUCGCGAGUGACGCACUGAAAAGUCCGGCGCUUGACUCGAGCCUUCCGCCACUCGGAUGCCAGUGCUCUCUUUCGUCCGACGACAGCAUGGUUGUCCUUCAGAGCCGCAUGUCGGCCGCGAUCCCGUUCAACUGCACUUGCUCCCACACUGCCAGCCUCGACGUGGACGCGACCAAGUUGGCCCGACUCGCUGACGAAUUUCGUGCCCAGCGGAUGGCCAACCAAGCAAAUGCUCUCAUGUGGUCCGUCGAACAUGCGACAUCGCGUGGCAUUAUUCCCAAGGCCAUUGAGCAGUCGUUAUACCACUUGCUUGGCCGCGGCGCGUUUGACGAAGCGCGGGAUGUGCUGUACCGCCAGUGCCACUUAACACCGGCUGUGCACAACCUCGUCUCGAAGGGUCCUUUGUCCGCCACCCCUCCACCGCCCGACGACGCACUUGACAAAUCGGCCUUGGCAGCCUUCGUGAACGCGAGGGCUCCCAUAGACACAGCCAUGGGCCGCCGUCACAAGCACGCCGUGCUGCGUGAGCUGUCAACGUUGGUAGUAACGUGGGUGAAGCGCGUUGGGAUGGAUCGAGGGUUGACGCUGGAGCACGUGGCGCUCACAAGCGGCGCGUUGUUUGCUGCAGGGUCAUACCGGCUCGCAAUUGACGACCCGACGUCCGACAUUGACACGGUAGCAGUCGCGCCGUGGCACGUAACCCAAGCCGACUUUUUCGGAUCGUUCGUCGAUCUGCUCCGGUCGUGUCCUGCUGUGACGUCCCUCACGCCCGUCACGAACGCGUUUGUGCCGCUGAUCGCGCUCGUUUACGACAACGUCGCGCUCGACAUUUUGUUCGCCCGACUCCCGAUGCCGACCGUCCUCCCGUCCCAGGACAUCGACUCGGAUUACAUUUUGGCAGGUGUCGACCCGGCGUCGAUGAAGUCGCUCAAUGCGCCGCGCGUGAGCACCCUCGUCUUGCGCCUGGUGCCGCAGCCACAAUUGUUUCGAUCGGUCGUCCGGGCGAUUCGAACGUGGGCGCGGGCGCGAGGAAUCUAUUCCAGCAAAUGGGGCUACUUGGGCGGCGUAAGCUGGACAAUUCUGGUCGCAUUUGUGUGCCAAAUGUACCCCCACGACACUGACUGCGAGUCGGUGUUUCUCCGGUUCUUCCAAGUCAUGUCCGAGUGGGCAUGGCCCCAGCCGGUCAUGCUCAACGUUCUGUACGAUGCCGGCCUUGGCCUUGAAAGCUGGGACCCGCGGCUGAAUGUGUUUGAUCGAACACACGUCAUGCCGAUCAUCACACCGGCGUACCCUCCGAUGAACUCGGCCGUCCAAGUCUCGCACACGACGUUCAAAAUCAUCCACGAAGAGCUGUGGCGCGCUCGACAUUUUGCCGAGCUCGCGCACACCAACCCGGACGAAAAAAACGCCGCGUGGUCGCAACUGUUUGCCCCGACCAACUUUUUCAUUCGAUACGAUGUGUACUUGGGCAUGUCGUACACGGCGCAGACGAAGGAAGAGAUGUGCGUGUGGAGCAAGUUUGUCCACUCGAGGGUGCGCAAGCUCGUGGACGGUCUGCAGCACGUCAAAGGAGUCGCACGGGUCCAUGCAUUGCCCACGCACUUUCCGGUCCACACGCCAACCAACCAGGACGACGUCGACGCGAGUGUGCUACGUCAGUGUGUGUUUAUUGGCCUCGAGUUCAAGUGCGCCCCGGGCUCGUCCAGGCGGCAGACGCUGGCGGAUGACCCGCACUUGGCAACCACGAUCGACCAAACGAUUCGGUUCUUUGAAGCUACAGACAUGCAGCAGUUUGGUGUCCGGGCACCUGGCAUGGCACUGUCAACGUCCAUGAUGCAGUGGGAGAACCUCCCCGAGUUUGUGUUUGCGCACGGUCGUGAGAAGGCGGCAGAAGACAGAGUCGUCCUCCACACGUCGCCGCCGUCGCAUCCGCCGCCGCCGCGCAGUGCGUUUGCAUUUCACACCUCGUUUGGCAUGCCCCACCACCACUCGCGGCACAAGAACAAGGCCAAGAAAUCCAAGCGAAAGGACAAAGCCAUGGCGAGUAGUACUAUUUAAGACCGACACGAUGUGAAAAAAGUUAACCGAUUUAAUGGACGUGAAAUCCGUCAAGGCGCGACGCUGGAAUGGACCGGUCGCGGCGGCAGCCGGA